AUGGCCGCAGGCAGGAGUUCAUUACGGAGGGGGUUGUUACUGGUAGUUGUCUUGUCCAUGGUCCUACUUUGGUUCCGCAAAAGCACUGUCGAAUAUUCAGUCCGUCCGGGACCGGCGCCGUCUAUUGAUGACCAGAGGAGGUUCUGGUAUGCCUUCCAUGCCAUCAUCAAAGCCACUGUACCCGGCUGCAAAUCACCUAUCAAACUCGAUGAACACCCGGCGCCGCUAGAAUUUCACCCAGACAAUAUCGGAAACAUCACUCUGCCGGAAAAUCUCAUGCUGAAUAAAGGGGAUAAAAGAAAACUGAAGCUCGCCCAUGCUCGGUUUCUCAGGCUGAUUGCUCCGCCGGAUGGGCCUGUACUACCAUUCCAGAAGAGGACUCGAGGGAUUGUUUCCACGGCUAGCAAAGCAAUGCUUCCAACCCUCGUAACGUCCAUAUAUAUGUUGCGAGUGACUGGUUCAAAGCUCCCGGUUGAGAUAUUCCUUGCAGAUAGAGGUGAAGACGAUGCGUUUACAUGUGGUAUACUUCUCCGGUCUCUGAAUACACGCUGUAUAAUUCUGGACGGGAUAUUAUCAUUCUCCCCCUUGAAAGAAGGAUUGAUGAGAUAUCAAUUUAAAAUAUUUUCACUUCUCUUUUCUUCGUUCGAAGAAGUUUUCUUCCUUGACGCAGAUGCGUUUCCCAUCCGUGACCCAGCCCGUCUAUUUGCCUCGAAACCAUUCAUAUCAACCGGGAUGGUAACAUGGCCAGACUUUUGGCAAGUUACAUAUCACCCUUGGUUUUUUGAAAUAACUGCUCAGCAAUUGCCGAAUACCUUUCCCAUCCCAUCCACCGAAUCUGGCCAGCUUCUAAUAUCCAAACGGACUCACUCUAAAUUACUUUUACUUUCUGCGUACUACAACUUUUACGGCCCGUCUUACUACUAUCCCCUAUUAUCUCAGGGCCACCCAGGCGAAGGGGAUAAAGAAACAUACGCUGCGUCGGCAAUGGUCUUGAAUCUUCCAUUCUAUGCUGUUUCCACACGUCCUGAGGUGUUUGGAUACAUAAACAAGAAUGGUAAGUGGGAAGGGGGCGUUAUCAUUCAGGCAGACCCAACGUGGGAAGUUAUAUCAAGGCCAGGUAGGAUGUAUGGAUGGAAAGGAAAACCCGCGGUACCUUCAAACGCAUUCCUCACAUUCCACGCAAACUUACCAAAACUAGAUCCAAUUCAAGUCUUUGGAGAAGGUGGCCUUGCUUGGGCUGCUGAUGGGAGUCCGCAACGCAUGUGGGGCACUGCAAGAGACUCGAUCCUGCGAGUUGGUGCUGAUGUUGAGAAACGUUUAUGGAAUGCUUUGGAGAGGACAUCGUGCCAAAUGGAAUGGAAUUUCGCGCCCUGGGAUGGGAGACCCAGGCUUUGUGAAAAAAUUCGCCGGUUUAUUCGCGGCAUGGCUUAG
This is a messenger RNA of Trichophyton rubrum CBS 118892, 1431 nucleotides long. RefSeq lists its product as uncharacterized. The record is from RefSeq and is a predicted model, not a curated record. The transcript has a single exon. NCBI's taxonomy places the organism in Eukaryota, Fungi, Ascomycota, Eurotiomycetes, Onygenales, Arthrodermataceae. Gene Ontology annotation, biological process: mannan biosynthetic process. Gene Ontology annotation, cellular component: Golgi apparatus. Gene Ontology annotation, molecular function: alpha-1,2-mannosyltransferase activity. The coding region runs from base 1 to 1431 and encodes 476 amino acids.